This is a messenger RNA of Myotis brandtii (Brandt's bat), 4821 nucleotides long. RefSeq names its product histone demethylase UTY-like. Gene Ontology annotation, molecular function: RNA polymerase II cis-regulatory region sequence-specific DNA binding; histone H3K27me2/H3K27me3 demethylase activity; chromatin DNA binding. Gene Ontology annotation, cellular component: MLL3/4 complex. The record is from RefSeq and is a predicted model, not a curated record. Gene Ontology annotation, biological process: regulation of gene expression; heart development. The transcript has 28 exons. NCBI's taxonomy places the organism in Eukaryota, Metazoa, Chordata, Mammalia, Chiroptera, Vespertilionidae. Bases 397 to 4245 code for a protein of 1282 amino acids.
CAACAAAGGUCACGUGAGACAAACCGGUCGCGUCAAUUGGCAGCGCCUGGCUGCUUGGGACAGGGGAGGCAUCACGGGAACUUUGGGUUCGCUCCUAGACACAAUUACAACUUUGCGCUAGAGGUUUCGAAGUUUGUGAUUCUACGAAAUCCUCCCAGCACCGCUAGCUUCCGUCUGUUCUGGUGUCCCCGCCUAUCCUGAGAUGUGAUCGGUAGCCAAGGUUCGUAGCCUUUGCAUCCUCUGCUUUCGCCAUCACCUUGGGAUUCUUUUCGCCACGAUCCGUGGUGGAGGCCGUGGCAGUGUUAGUGUUAGUCUCACACGGCAAGGGCGUUUUUUGAGAGCUAGACUGAGGGUUGGCGAGUUUCAGAGGUAGAGUUUUAAAUUUGUUGCUUUUCCAUGAAAUCCUGCGGAGUGACGCUUGUUACUGCCACCUCUUUCUGUGAUGAGGGAAAGAAAAUGGCGGCGGGAAAAACGAGCGGCGAGAGCAAGGAGGAGUCCUUAAGCCUGACAGCCGAAGAAGAAGAGGUACUCGGCGGAUUGGACAGCCGGCUCUUUGGGUUCGUGAGGCUUCAAGAAGAUGGCGCCAGGACGAAGACCCUAUUGGGCAAGGCCGUUCGCUGCUAUGAAUCUUUAAUCUUAAAAGCUGAAGGAAAAGUGGACUCUGAUUUCUUUUGUCAAUUAGGUCACUUCAACCUUCUGUUGGAAGAUUAUCCAAAAGCAUUAUCUGCAUAUCAGAGAUACUACAAUUUGCAGUCUGACUACUGGAAGAAUGCUGUCUUUUUAUAUGGCCUUGGUUUGGUUUACUUCUACUACAAUGCAUUUCAUUGGGCAAUUAAGGCAUUUCAGGAGGUGCUUUAUGUUGAUCCCAGCUUUUGUCGAGCCAAGGAAAUUCAUUUACGUCUUGGGCUUAUGUUCAAAGUGAACACAGACUAUAACUCUAGCUUAAAGCAUUUUCAGUUAGCGUUGAUUGACUGUCAUCCCUGUACGUUGUCCAAAGUUGAAAUUCAGUUUCAUAUAGCUCACUUGUAUGAAACACAGAAGAAGUAUCAUUUUGCAAAAGAAGCCUAUGAACAACUUUUACAGACAGAAAACCUACCUGCACAAGUAAAAGCAACUAUUUUACAACAGUUAGGAUGGAUGCAUCAUAAUGUGGAUCUACUGGGAGACAAAGCCACCAAGGAAAGUUAUGCAAUUCAGUAUCUCCAAAAAUCAUUGGAAGCAGAUCCUAAUUCUGGCCAGUGUUGGUAUUUCCUUGGGAGGUGCUAUUCAAGUAUUGGGAAAGUUCAGGAUGCCUUUAUAUCUUACAGGCAGUCUAUUGAUAAAUCAGAAGCAAGUGCAGAUACAUGGUGUUCAAUUGGUGUGCUCUAUCAGCAGCAAAAUCAACCUAUGGAUGCUUUGCAGGCAUAUAUUUGUGCUGUACAAUUAGACCAUGGGCAUGCAGCAGCCUGGAUGGACCUUGGCACUCUCUAUGAAUCCUGCAGUCAACCUCAGGAUGCCAUUAAAUGUUACUUAAAUGCAACUAGAUGCAAAAAUUGCACUAAUACCUCUACACUUGCAGGAAGAAUUAAGUUUCUUCAGGCUCAGUUGUGUAACCUUCCACAAAGUAGUCUACAGAAUAAAACUAAAUUACUUCCUAGUAUUGAGGAGGCGUGGAGCCUACCAAUCCCCGCAGAGCUUACCUCCAGGCAGGGUGCCAUGAACACAGCACAGCAGGCUUCUAAAACUCAUCAUCCAAAAACUGAACCUGUAUUAGGCCUCAGUCAAACACCAAUUUUACAGCAACCCUUGCCAGUACAAAUGAUUCCUUCUAGCCAAGUUGAUGGCCUGUCCAGUCCUGUCAAGAAGAAAAGAACAUCUAGUCCAAUAAAGCACUUGGAACAACUACAUGCAAAUAAAGAUAAUUUAAAUCCAGCACAGAAGCUGAUGCUGGAACAGUUGGAAAAUCAUUUUGUUUCAAUGCAACAAGGGCUUCACAAAGGUCAGAGUUCACAUUUGUCAGGACCUAGUGAUGAACAACCUUCAUUUUCCACUGGACCUGUCCAGUAUCUCCAAGCAGCUAGUGUUGGCAUUCAGAAACAGAUUGGACAUGGAACUCUCUCUAGCAACUCAGUGACACAGGGAGCUGCUCUCAAUCACCUCUCAUCUCAUAUUGCUACCUCAGGUGGACAGCAAGGCACUACCUUUACCAAAGAGAGCCAACCUUCAGGAAAUAGGUCUUUGGUGCCUGAAACAAGCAGGCAUACUGGAGACAUAUCUAAUGGCUGUGCUGUUGUCAAGGGACUUUCUAAUCAUGUUCAGCAGCUGACGGUAGAAUCUGUUUGUGACCCUAACCAUGGAAAUUGUACAUCACCAAAUUUACUAUCGAACAGUCCUCAUAUCUCUCCUUCAUUGAUUGGAAAAGCCAGUGACAGUGUAGGUACUGGAGCCUAUGACAAAGCCAGUAAUAUUUACCCAGCUAUUCAUACAAAGACUAAUAAUUCUAUUACCUCUUCACCCUCUUCAGUCGUUUUCACCACAAUACCUUUUUCAAAAUCUACUGAGCAGACAACCACACACAGUGUUGGCAGCAUUAACAGUCCUCAAAAUAGGUUACACACAAUUAAUAGAGAAGGACUAAAGAACAUACAGAGCUCUAAAAAACCAGACUCACCUAUAAUUAACCUCAAAUCUGAUUCUCAGAUUAUUCCAUCAAUGUCUGUGUCUAUAUAUUCAAGUUCCACAGAAGUUCUGAAGGCAUGCAGGAAUUUAGGUAACAAUGGCUUGUCGAAUAGUCCCAUUUUUUUUGAUAAAUGUCCACCUCCAAGACCACCUAUGUCACCAUACCCUCCCUUGCCAAAGGACAAGUUGAAUCCACCUACACCUAGUAUUUAUUUGGAAAAUAAGCGUGAUGCUUUCUUUCCUCCAUUACAUCAAUUUUGUACAAAUCCCAAAAACCCUGUUACAGUUAUACGUGGCCUUGCUGGAGCUCUUAAAUUAGAUCUUGGACUUUUCUCUACCAAAACAUUGGUAGAAGCUAACAAUGAACACAUGGUAGAAGUGAGGACACAGUUGUUGCAACCAGCUGAUGAAAACUGGGACCCCACUGGAACGAAGAAAAUCUGGCAUUGUGAAAGUAAUAGAUCUCAUACCACAAUUGCUAAGUAUGCACAGUACCAAGCCUCCUCCUUCCAAGAAUCAUUGAGAGAAGAAAAUGAGAAAAGAAUGCAACACAAGGAUUAUUCAGACAAUGAAUCUACAUCUUCGGAUAUUUCUGGAAAGAGAAGGAAAGGACCUUUUAAAACCAUAAAGUUUGGGACCAACAUUGACCUUUCUGAUGACAAAAAGUGGAAGUUGCAGCUUCGUGAGCUGACUAAACUUCCUGCUUUUGUGCGGGUGGUAUCAGCAGGAAAUCUCCUAAGCCACCUUGGUCAUUCUAUUCUGGGCAUGAAUACAGUUCAGCUAUACAUGAAAGUUCCAGGGAGUCGAACACCAGGUCAUCAAGAAAAUAACAACUUCUGCUCUGUUAACAUAAAUAUUGGUCCAGGUGAUUGUGAAUGGUUUGUCGUUCCUGAAGAUUAUUGGGGUGUUCUGAAUGACUUCUGUGAAAAAAAUAAUUUGAAUUUCCUAAUGAGUUCUUGGUGGCCCAACCUUGAAGACCUUUAUGAAGCAAAUGUUCCUGUAUAUAGGUUUAUUCAAAGACCUGGUGAUUUGGUCUGGAUAAAUGCAGGCACUGUGCAUUGGGUUCAGGCCAUUGGCUGGUGUAACAAUAUUGCUUGGAAUGUUGGUCCACUUACAGCCUGCCAGUAUAAAUUGGCAGUAGAACGGUAUGAAUGGAACAAAUUGCAAAGUGUGAAGUCAGUAGUACCCAUGGUUCAUCUUUCUUGGAAUAUGGCUCGAAAUAUCAAAGUCUCAAAUCCAAAGCUUUUUGAAAUGAUUAAGUAUUGUCUUCUUAAAGUACUAAAGCAAUGUCAGACAUUGAGGGAAGCUCUUAUUACAGCAGGAAAAGAGGUUAUAUGGCAUGGGAGGACAAAUGAUGAGCCAGCCCAUUACUGUAGCAUUUGUGAGGUGGAAGUUUUUGAUCUGCUUUUUGUUACUAAUGAAAGCAAUUCUCAAAAGACCUACAUAGUACAUUGCCAGGACUGUGCACGAAAAACAAGCAGAAACCUGGACAAUUUUGUGGUGCUAGAACAGUACAAGAUGGAGGACCUGAUGCAAGUCUAUGACCAAUUUACAUUAGUUCCUUCAGUAUCAUCCUCCACUUCUUGAUAUUGCCCCAUGAUAUUAAAUGAUGCCUUUUCUGCUCUUCAGGAGAGUUUGCACCAGUGAUGUUUCAUGAGACUGCUAACUAAAAGCUAUUUCUAUGCAACCUUCCAAAUAUAGAGUGUCAAUCAACUUGGCAUGAGAGCACUGCCUGUACUCUCAGAUCCAGUUGUACUUAAUAAUAGACAUGUUUCAUGGUAUCUGACAAAACUGGCAAUUUUCAACACGCUAAUGACUUGAUACCUUUUUUGUUUCUCUAUUUCUGGAUUAAGAAUUUUUUUUAAUUUAUAUUUUACCCUUUUAAGAAUUUUUCUGAGGGGCAAAAACAGUUCUAGGUUGUCAUUUGUUUGGUUAAGAUACCAAAUUUAUAUCUUUGAUCAACUUUUUAUUAAUGUAAAAAAUUAGAUGAGAAUAUUUCUCUACUGCUUGUUUAUUGAUUGGAGGCCAGUCACCAGGAUGAUUAUACUUUUGGCUCCAAAUUACUUUUGUUUAAAUUUAAUAGCAUAAUAGGACACAAAGAUAAUGGCUUGCACAAAGAAUAAGAAAUAAACUUCAAAUUUGUGAUUUUUCUUUUUAAUUUCA